Messenger RNA from Symbiodinium natans, 1944 nucleotides. The record is from the annotation of a GenBank genome assembly. Lineage: Eukaryota; Dinophyceae; Suessiales; Symbiodiniaceae.
AUGAACCCCCUGACAGAGACAGAGACAGAAAGAGAGAGAGAGAGAGAGCAAGAGAGGAGCUUGCAAACGUUGCCCAGGAUAUUUGAGGCUUGGGUGGCGCCCAAAGUGCUGCAGAUCAAAGGUAAGCUCCCUGAGAAUAUCAGCAUCGCAUAUCACGUGCCGCCGUUGGAGCAGAGCAACGUGGAGAACGAUGCCGGCCCCUUUCCAUGGAAGUUGCUAGGUUCGGUGUCUGAGCAAGAUUGUGGCUUCGAACAUUGGAUCCAAGCCCCCGAGGACGGCUUCCUCUGGGACUUGGCGUGGGACCUGCCCCUGAAUUGCGUGCACUCCUCGAACCUGUGGCGAGACUUUCAGUCUGCCUUGUACGACAGUGUCGGCCUGGUCCCCGACCAGGACUCCGGCGGGCGAAGCGUCUGCUAUGUUGGUCGGCCGGGAGCCGACUCGGCACGGCAGCUGAGCGACAAGAGCUACAACGCAUUGAAGGCAGCUGCACGAGCCGUCAAGCUGGAUGGGGAGCCCUUGGCAUUCCUGCCUUUGAACUUCGACGGAUCGGUGCCGACCGCGCAGCAAGCAAAGACCGUCAGCCGCUGUGAUGUCCUGAUUGGCCUGCAUGGCGCAGGAAUGUCGCAUUCCAUUUGGAUGUACCCCGGCAGUGUUGUGGUGGAGAUCAUGGACGAUGAGCACUUAGGCGCCGCGUACUACCGAAACAUCGCCCACUUGUCAGGACAUGUGUAUUUCAAGCACGACAAGCGCGAGCUUGAAGGGAGGCCACAGCUUUUCAAGCAGCUUAUGAUCACUGCAGCUGAGAUCAUCUCCAACAAGGCGACGUACUCACGCAAGGUGAGUUCCGAGUUGCCGGCUCUGCUGGCUAAGGUCUCCAAAAAGAACAUGGACAUCCAGCUUGCGUCCUUGCAGGCUGCUGUCAACAAGGCUGCCUCCGAGGCAGCCAUGUUCUUGGACCGCGCCCGCACGGAGCUACAGGCACUCUCGGAAGACAUCGCAGACUUCACCGCCCAGCACAACCACCUCAGGAAAGCCGACGUCGACUACCAAAUGGACCUUUCUGACCAGCAGCGGCGAAACGACGGUCUGGCCGACCAGCUGGAGAAGUUGACUGCUCGCCGGCGCCUCGCAGAGACCAGAUUGCAGGCGGACAUGGACAGCCUGCGAACCGAGAACACGGUCCUAAAGCGGUCGGUUGGCGCCCUUUCCAAGCUCUACGAGGCUCAACUGCUGCAGGGUCGACGGGCGCUGUUGGGGGUGCUGUUCGACGUGGACGGAACACUGGUGGACUCCACGCAGCUCGCCUUCUGCGCCACAAACGAGGUGCUGGAGAAGUUCGGGUACCCCCAGGUCGAUGUCGAGGACUACCAUCGCGGGACCAAGUACACCACCCCCGUCCGGCUGGCCUGGCAUGCUGGACUGGCGCAGAAUCCCGAGGCGAGCCCUUCAUCAGCCGAGUCGCUAGGGGCGGAGAUGGGCCGGGUCUUCGACAGCACGUAUGUGGCCCUGGUGACACCGAAGAGCGCCCCGCUCUUCGAGGGCCUAAAGGAGCUUCUCGCAGCGCUCGCGGAGAGGCAGGUGACCUUGGGCGUCCUGUCGAAUGCGGCGCUGGCAUACGUGGAAGCUGUGCUAUCUGUCAACAACCUGAAGAGGUUUUUCCCGGUGUGGCACGGCGCGGACUCAGUCGCGCUGCCGAAGCCAGCACCCGACGGCUUGCUUCAGUGCUGCACCGAGCUGGGCCAGCUUAAAGCAUCGGAGUACGUUUAUGUCGGUGACGGGCCCAACGACGGAAGGGCGGCGCGAGCUGCCGGGAUGGCCUCCAUCGGUGUGUCCUGGGGCUCCAACACCCGGGAGACGCUGGAACCCGACUUCGAUGUCGUCGUUGACACGGCCGAAGACUUGACGGAGGUCCUCCUUGCCUCUUUGCAAGAUCGCGCCGCGUGA